AUGGACUGUACCACCUCAGACAGGACCAGGACCGACCCAAACUUCCACAUGGACUGUACCACUUCAGACCAGGACCGACCCAGAGACUUCCACAUGGACUGUACCACUUCAACCAGGCGACCCAGAGACUUCCACAUGGACUGUACCACUUCAGACCAGGACAGACCCAGAGACUUCCACAUGGACUGUACCACCUCAGACCAGGACCAGGACCGACCCAGAAACUUCCACAUGGACUGUACCACUUCAGACCAGGACCGACCCAGAGACUUCCACAUGGACUGUACCACCUCAGACCAGGACCAGGACCGACCCAGAGACUUCCACAUGGACUGUACCACUUCAGACCAGGACCGAUCCAGAGACUUCCACAUGGACUGUACCACCUCAGACCAGGACCGAUCCAGAGACUUCCACAUGGACUGUACCACCUCAGACCAGGACCGACCCAGAGACUUCCACAUGGACUGUACCACUUCCGACCAGGACCGAUCCAGAGACUUCCACAUGGACUGUACCACCUCAGACCAGGACCAGGACCGACCCAGAGACUUCCACAUGGACCGUUCCACCUCAGACCUGGACCGACCCAGAGACUUCCACAUGGACUGUACCACUUCAGACCAGGACCGACCCAGAGACUUCCACAUGGACUGUACCACCUCAGACCAGGACCGACCCAGAGACUUCCACAUGGACUGUACCACUUCAGACCAGGACCGAUCCAGAGACUUCCACAUGGACUGUACCACCUCAGACCAGGACCAGGACCGACCCAGAGACUUCCACAUGGACUGUACCACUUCAGACCAGGACCGACCCAGAGACUUCCACAUGGACCCUUCCACCUCAGACCAGGACCAGGACCGACCCAGAGACUUCCACAUGGACUGUACCACUUCAGACCAGGACCGACCCAGAGACUUCCACAUGGACUGUACCACCUCAGACCAGGACCAGGACCGACCCAGAGACUUCCACAUGGACUGUACCACUUCAGACCAGGACCGAUCCAGAGACUUCCACAUGGACUGUACCACCUCAGACCAGGACCGAUUCAGAGACUUCCACAUGGACUGUACCACCUCAGACCAGGACCGACCCAGAGACUUCCACAUGGACUGUACCACUUCCGACCAGGACCGAUCCAGAGACUUCCACAUGGACUGUACCACCUCAGACCAGGACCAGGACCGACCCAGAGACUUCCACAUGGACUGUACCACUUCAGACCAGGACCGACCCAGAGACUUCCACAUGGACUGUACCACCUCAGACCAGGACCGACCCAGAGACUUCCACAUGGACUGUACCACUUCAGACCAGGACCGAUCCAGAGACUUCCACAUGGACUGUACCACCUCAGACCAGGACCAGGACCGACCCAGAGACUUCCACAUGGACUGUACCACUUCAGACCAGGACCGACCCAGAGACUUCCACAUGGACCCUUCCACCUCAGACCAGGACCAGGACCGACCCAGAGACUUCCACAUGGACUGUACCACUUCAGACCAGGACCGACCCAGAGACUUCCACAUGGACUGUACCACUUCAGACCAGGACAGACCCAGAGACUUCCACAUGGACUGUACCACCUCAGACCAGGACCAGGACCGAUCCAGAGACUUCCACAUGGACUGUACCACCUCAGACCAGGACCAGGACCGACCCAGAAACUUCCACAUGGACUGUACCACUUCAGACCAGGACCGACCCAGAGACUUCCACAUGGACUGUACCACCUCAGACCAGGACCAGGACCGACCCAGAGACUUCCACAUGGACUGCACCACUUCAGACCAGGACCGACCCAGAGACUUCCACAUGGACCGUUCCACCUCAGACCAGGACCGACCCAGAGACUUCCACAUGGACUGUACCACUUCAGACCAGGACCGACCCAGAGACUUCCACAUGGACUGUACCACCUCAGACCAGGACCGACCCAGAGACUUCCACAUGGACUGUACCACUUCAGACCAGGACCGACCCAGAGACUUCCACAUGGACCGUUCCACUUCAGACCAGGACCGACCCAGAGACUUCCACAUGGACUGUACCACCUCAGACCAGGACCGACCCAGAGACUUCCACAUGGACUGUACCACUUCAGACCAGGACCGACCCAGAGACUUCCACAUGGACCCUUCCACCUCAGACCAGGACCAGGACCGACCCAGAGACUUCCACAUGGACUGUACCACUUCAGACCAGGACCGACCCAGAGACUUCCACAUGGACUGUACCACUUCAGACCAGGACCGACCCAGAGACUUCCACAUGGACUGUACCACUUCAGACCAGGACCGACCCAGAGACUUCCACAUGGACUGUACCACUUCAGACCAGGACCGACCCAGAGACUUCCACAUGGACUGUACCACUUCAGACCAGGACCGACCCAGAGACUUCCACAUGGACUGUACCACUUCAGACCAGGACCGACCCAGAGACUUCCACAUGGACUGUACCACCUCAGACCAGGACCAGGACCGACCCAGAGACUUCCACAUGGACUGUACCACUUCAGACCAGGACCGACCCAGAGACUUCCACAUGGACUGUACCACUUCAGACCAGGACCGACCCAGAGACUUCCACAUGGACCAUAAAACAUUUGUCUCUGUGUGUUAA
Knipowitschia caucasica is the source of this 2637-nucleotide messenger RNA. NCBI's taxonomy places the organism in Eukaryota, Metazoa, Chordata, Actinopteri, Gobiiformes, Gobiidae. The record is from the annotation of a GenBank genome assembly.